UUUUAUUUGUUACAUAGAAAAUAUGCAGGGUGGGCCUCAAUCUCCAAGCUGCGCUCCAUUCUGAUGCAUCCACUCGUAGACGACUAAAUCCAAGUAAAGCACGUCUUCGUUUUCCUCGUCUGAGCACCAAACUGUACGGCUGGAUAGCUCCAGCAUUGCUCACCAUUUCUGUUUCACAGUAAUGUUAGGUUGGGGUUGCGAAGGGCUGUAAGCAAGCGGGAGAGCGUGCAAACAGAGAGCUUAGUUAUGGGUGAUGGGAAGAAGACGUGGUGUUGCUUCGCACCAACCACCCCGUCCACAAAUCAGAGGUGAAUUUUAUAUUAACUCCUGCCGCUCUGCAGAAACUGUGUCCCAUAAACUACAGUUUUAUUCAUUUUGGCUAAAAAAGGCAGAAUCAUGGGUGUUUUAUGUGGCCAAACUAAUGGCUUGUUUUUUUAAGUUUGUUUGUUGCCUCAUCCCAAAAUGCAGUUAAAAAAAUUGAUUGCUCUAAAUCAGCUUACAAAUCAAUUAAAAAUUUGCUUAGUUUCCCUUUUUUCGGCAAGCCCAUGAAAAAUUCCUACAAUGACAAAAAAUGUAGAUGUGUUUUCAAUUUCUUUGACAGUUAUAUCUAAUGAUCUGCUUCAUUUUCUUUUUCCUGAAAGAUUUCUUAAAUGUUUUUUUUUCUCCCAAAAUGUACAGGAAAAGCCUGCAGAGACAAUCUACUUGGGUUCAUUGAGCGGGCUGACCCAUUUAGCUCGAACCUCAUCAACUAACAUUAGCAUAAUAUAUUUAUAUAGAAAUUAUGGAUUUUCCAAUUAUGACGGGGCCAAUUAAGGCAGAGUAUGACAGCAUGGGGUACGGUUUUGAAGACAGAUGACUGAUUGUAAAAUAUCACUUUUGAAGAACUCACCUUUAAAAAUACAUAUAUUAUCAAUAUAUAAAAUAUUAUAUAUAUAUAUAUGAAAUUGUAUUCAUUGUUAUGUAUGUAUACAGUUUUAUAUUUAUAUGUGCAAGUAUGUGUUAUUGUAGUCUGUUCGUGGAUUAUCUCGUGAAAGGGAACUAGCAUGAAUGGUUUUUCUAAAUAAAAUUGAAUGGCCGUCUGACAGAAUGCGAGCUUGAAGGGGAUGAAUGAGCACGCGCGCUGUAAAUGACAGGAAGUAAGACGCUGCCACGAGCCGUUCAGGUGCGUGUGCCUAUCGCAGCCGCCAGGAGGCGGUGUUUGUUUCCCCCGGAAUAAAAAGCGCUCCUCUCCAGACCGAUUGAUCACAUGCUGGGAAAGGUUGGAAGUGGCGCCUUCAUGUCACAUGUGCGCACCGACAAAAGUGAAUGGCACGCGGGCGCAGGAGUGACACCGAUGCGGGCAGAGAGACGGGGAGCUCACUAUCGCUGAUGAGGAUGAAGCCCCUCGCUGAGGGGCAGAGGAGCAAAUAGAGGAGCUGUGGAGAGGAUGAGCAUGAAAGCCGCGGGAGGUUUUACUUUCCAAACACCGGCGGCUCCAUUAUCCGCUCCUUAGGACUCACGGGGGGAGUCAGCUCGGGCUGAAUUCAAGCACGGAAAAAGUUCGGAGACCGCAGAGCCUACAAUGCUUCAAAAUGGGUCUCACCUGAACACCUCCUCGCAGGACCCCGUCCUGGGCCGCCCGCCGUGGGUCACCACAACUUUAGGGUGCUUCCUCAUCUUCACUAUCGUCGUCGACAUUCUUGGCAAUCUGUUGGUCAUCUUCUCCGUGUACCGGAACAAAAAGCUGAGGAACGCAGGAAACAUCUUUGUGGUGAGCCUUGCAGUGGCAGACCUUGUGGUGGCUAUCUAUCCAUACCCCCUGGUCCUCACUUCCAUUUUCAACAAUGGCUGGAACCUGGGAUCUGUCCAUUGUCAAAUCAGCGGCUUCCUCAUGGGUGUCAGCGUCAUCGGCUCCAUCUUCAACAUCACCGCCAUCGCCAUCAACAGAUACUGCUAUAUAUGUCACAGCCUCAAAUACGACAAGCUGUACAGCGACAAAAACUCAGUGUGCUAUGUGAUUUUAAUAUGGGCGUUGACUGUGGUGGCCAUCGUACCCAACCUGUUUGUGGGUUCACUCAAGUAUGACCCCCGAGUUUAUUCCUGCACCUUCGAACAGUCGGCCAGCUCAGCGUAUACAAUCGCAGUGGUGUUUUUUCAUUUUAUUUUACCCAUCAUGAUUGUCACCUACUGCUAUUUGCGCAUUUGGAUAUUGGUGAUCCAGGUUAGAAGAAGGGUCAAACCAGACAACCGACCAAAGCUAACACCGCACGAUGUUAGAAACUUUGUCACCAUGUUUGUUGUCUUUGUGCUCUUUGCUGUCUGCUGGGCACCCCUCAACUUCAUCGGACUGGCUGUAGCAAUCAAACCGGAGGUGGUGGUUCCCUUAAUCCCGGAGUGGUUAUUUGUGGCCAGCUACUUCAUGGCCUACUUCAACAGCUGCCUUAACGCCAUUGUGUACGGUGUGCUGAACCAGAACUUCCGGCGGGAGUACAAACGCAUCGUAGUGUCUGUGUGUACGGCUCGCAUCUUCUUCCAGGACAGCUCCAACGAUGCAGGGGAGAGGCUCAAAAGUAAACCCUCACCGCUCAUGACCAACAAUAACCAGGUCAAAGUGGAGUCCGUCUGAAGCAGAAGACAGACAGAUACGCCGUGUUUUCAUUUAUUUUUUCUAAGAAGCUGAGUGACAAACAAACCAAAUAGCUACACAAAGCAGCUUGUUCUGUGAGCUGUCCAGACUGUCAUAUCGUACGGUGCUAUUUUACCUCUGAGAACAAUCACAGUAAGAAAAAGAGAGGAUAGGAAUCUCUAUUCAAGCACUUUGACUCUGCAGUACAUGUAGUACAGUGAAAAUAUGAUGUCUGUUUUGUUUUUAUGUUUACAGUGAUGAGAUAAAUGUAUCACACAUAAUACACUUUAAAUAUUUAUUUUGUAUCAGAUGUCAUGUAGAUAUGUAGUAAAAAUAUUUCUGGUUCUGGGUAAGUAAAGAAAAGUUUUGAGAGGCCAAUAGCACAUUUAUAUAAAAGAUUUGUUGAAAAUGUUACUUUAUAUAUGAUCUCAUUUAAUGACUUCAAAAAGUGUAGGCAAAGCUGCUUAUCCUACAGCAGUGUCCAUAUACAGUAGGUGAAAUAUUGCAUUUAUUAAGACAGCUAUAUACUGUAUGCAUGAAUAUCAGGAGUUAUCCAUAUUCAAAAUAAAAAUCUCAUAUUGAUGAUUAUUGAUAAAUCUGAUCAGAGUCUAUUUUCCGUCUGUGCCUUUCUUUUUUACCUUGUUUUGACUUUUGGGGUGUUUUUCUUUUAAGUUGUUAAAUAUAACCCGGUAAAAUAAGAUACUUACUUUUUGGUGGUGGAUUAAAUAAACCUUUCACAAAAAUGCAAUUCUUUCCAUUGAUUGAAUAGAGAUUUAACACGUUAGGCCAAAGGUUGAGGAAAUAUUUGAUUCAGUCUCUGUUUUUAACCCCUUUACACCGAAGCUUUAGGUCAAGUGUUUACAUUAUUUCAACUACUAACACUUACACAAUUAACAUAUUUCCCCUGAAUUCUGAAGUGGAGAAAAGCAGCCAUGUGUUGAUAUGCAAUCAAUGUAUAUCAGAUCAUUCUGUUCCGGACAAAAGCGAAUACGAGAAGUUCCGGUAUGUCAAAGAUCGCUGGUUAUUUAGGUGUCAUUUUGGUUGGUAAAGGGUUAUCUGACAUAGAACCAAGUUACAAAAAAUAAAUUCUGUUUCUUCAAAGAUCUUUAAAAGGCGUAUCGUAUUGUACAUCAGAAGCAAAAAAAAAAAAAAAAAA
Messenger RNA from Oryzias latipes (Japanese medaka), 3761 nucleotides. It is a transcript of the gene mtnr1aa, whose product is annotated as melatonin receptor 1A a. Gene Ontology annotation, molecular function: melatonin receptor activity. Gene Ontology annotation, cellular component: plasma membrane. Lineage: Eukaryota; Metazoa; Chordata; Actinopteri; Beloniformes; Adrianichthyidae. Gene Ontology annotation, biological process: G protein-coupled receptor signaling pathway. The record is from RefSeq and is a predicted model, not a curated record.